This is a messenger RNA of Onychostruthus taczanowskii (white-rumped snowfinch), 2570 nucleotides long. RefSeq names its product frizzled class receptor 8 (gene FZD8). Gene Ontology annotation, molecular function: Wnt receptor activity; Wnt-protein binding. Gene Ontology annotation, cellular component: plasma membrane. Gene Ontology annotation, biological process: canonical Wnt signaling pathway; non-canonical Wnt signaling pathway. Lineage: Eukaryota; Metazoa; Chordata; Aves; Passeriformes; Passeridae. The record is from RefSeq and is a predicted model, not a curated record.
GCAUGGAGUGGAGUUACCUGUUGGAAAUCACCUCGCUGCUCGCCGCCCUGUCCCUGCUGCAGCGCGCCGGCUGCGCCGCCGCCUCGGCCGCAGCCGCCGCGUCCUCCUCCUCCUCCUCUUCGGCAAAGGAGCUGUCGUGCCAGGAGAUCACCGUGCCCCUCUGCAAAGGCAUCGGCUACAACUACACCUACAUGCCCAACCAGUUCAACCACGACACGCAGGACGAGGCCGGGCUGGAGGUGCACCAGUUCUGGCCGCUGGUGGAGAUCCAGUGCUCCAGCGACCUGCGCUUCUUCCUCUGCAGCAUGUACACCCCCAUCUGCCUGGAGGACUACAAGAAGCCGCUGCCGCCCUGCCGCAGCGUCUGCGAGCGGGCCAAGGCCGGCUGCGCCCCGCUCAUGCGCCAGUACGGCUUCGCCUGGCCCGACAGGAUGCGCUGCGACCGCCUCCCCGAGCAGGGCAGCCCGGACACGCUCUGCAUGGACUACAACCGCACGGACCUCACCACGGCCGCGCCGCCGCCCGCCAAGCCCCCGCUCCGCGGCUCCAAGCCCGGCCCCCCCGCCAAGGCGCCCCCCGCCGCCGCCGCCCCGCCGGCCGAGGCUCCGCGCAAGCCGCGGCCGCCGCCGCCCUGCGAACCGGGCUGCCAGUGCCGGGCGCCCAUGGUGUCGGUGUCCAGCGAGCGGCACCCGCUCUACAACCGCGUCAAGACGGGGCAGAUCGCCAACUGCGCCCUGCCCUGCCACAACCCCUACUUCAGCCCCGACGAGCGCGCCUUCACCGCCUUCUGGAUCGGGCUCUGGUCCGUGCUCUGCUUCCUCUCCACCUUCGCCACCGUCUCCACCUUCCUCAUCGACAUGGAGCGCUUCAAGUACCCCGAGCGCCCCAUCAUCUUCCUGGCCGCCUGCUACCUCUUCGUGUCCCUCGGCUACCUGGUGCGGCUGGUGGCGGGGCACGAGAAGGCGGCGUGCAGCCGGGCGGGCGGCGCGGCCGAGCUGCAGCCGGAGCUGGCGGUGGCCGAGCACGUGCGGUACGAGAGCACCGGCCCGGCGCUGUGCACCGUGGUCUUCCUGCUCGUCUACUUCUUCGGCAUGGCCAGCUCCAUCUGGUGGGUCAUCCUGUCCCUCACCUGGUUCCUGGCGGCAGGCAUGAAGUGGGGCAACGAGGCCAUCGCCGGCUACGCGCAGUAUUUCCACCUGGCCGCCUGGCUGCUCCCCAGCGUCAAGUCCAUCGCUGUGCUGGCGCUCAGUUCUGUGGACGGGGACCCCGUGGCUGGCAUCUGCUACGUGGGCAACCAGAGCCUGGAGAACUUACGGGGCUUCGUGCUGGCACCUCUGCUCAUCUACUUGGCCAUCGGCUCCAUGUUCCUGCUCGCUGGCUUCGUCUCGCUCUUCCGUAUCCGCAGCGUCAUCAAGCAGCAGGGUGGCCCCACCAAGACCCACAAGCUGGAGAAGCUGAUGAUACGCCUGGGACUCUUCACUGUGCUCUACACCGUGCCAGCUGCCAGCGUGGUCGCCUGCCUCUUCUACGAGCAGCACAACCGGCCCCGCUGGGAGGCCACGCACAACUGCCCCUGCCUGCGUGACCAGCAGCCCGACCAGGCCCGCCGCCCUGACUAUGCCGUCUUCAUGCUCAAGUACUUCAUGUGCCUGGUGGUGGGCAUCACUUCUGGCGUCUGGGUCUGGUCUGGCAAGACUCUGGAAUCCUGGAGGGCCCUCUGCACUCGCUGCUGCUGGGCCAGCAAAGGCGCUGCCGUGGCUGGGAGCGCAGGGGCAGGAGCAGGUGGACAGGCAGUAAUCACCACGGCAGGAGGACUUGGGGCCGGAGGUGGUGGCUCACUCUACAGCGAUGUCAGCACCGGCCUGACGUGGAGAUCAGGCACCGCCAGCUCUGUCUCCUAUCCCAAGCAGAUGCCCCUGUCUCAAGUGUGAGGAGGGGGAAAGAGGCCAAAGGUUAGGGAAUGAGGGACACUGGCCUGCCUAAAAUGCCUCCUCACUGUUUGGUGCCAUUAAUGAACCCCUAAUGGUCCUUAUUAGCCACAGCUUGUAUAGAACAAUGCAGCUGGCAGAGGCCCCAGGCUCCAACCCCCUCCUCCUUCCCCUCCAUUCAUAUGCAGGGAGCAUGUACUUCAAGGAGCCAGCUUAUUAUUUUGCUGGCAGAGGAGGGUAGAGGCUCACCCGUGUCUUGCAGAGGGCAAGGCACAGCAGCUUCUGAAUCACUCUGGACUAACAGCAGCUCUUUACUCGUGGGGAGAGAGGGUCUUCCUCCCCAUCCUGAGGUGGGAGUCUGCUGGGGACUGCAGGUUUUUGGGAUGUGGAUGACCAGGCAAAUGCCUUACAAUAUUGACUGAAUCAAAAAAAUGUCUUAAUUAUACACCCCAGCUAAAUACGGGUUUCCUACAUUAAAGGAUGUAUUUAUAUAAUUAUUUGUUACCUUGUACAGAUGUGUAAAAUAUGUAUAUAUCCAAAGCUAUACAGUCUGUAAAUUUUUUUGUAAAAAUUUAGAGGCUACCCCUGUAAGAGCAAAUAUGAGUAUUCUAUUUUGUCAAUAAAAUGACUUUUGAUAAAUGA